CUGCCGCCGUAUUGGUCGAGGAACAUCAGCUGAUGUCGGCUGGCAGGUGCCACCAGGAAGCAGCACUCUGAAAAGGAUGAUCACCGCGAUCAUUUACACGAUCAAGCGCGAGUUCAAGGCGCAAUCUCGAAACCUCACGCACGACAAGCCGGACAGAUUUAGCAAAAGCCAGUGGGUCCGUUCCGAAUCGCAAAAAUGCACGUCCAUCUACCUGUGCUACAAGUGGUUGAUCGCCGCGUACCUCUUUGUUGGGCUCAUCAUUACCAUAGUGGACAUUCGCACCCUGGGUCAACUGUCGUGGCCAGAAAACGUCUUUUUCAGACUCAAAUGGGCCGUCUACGUCACUAAUUGGUCGGCCGUCAUCGUUUUCGCCCAGGCCGUCAUGGCCGCCGUCCUCGCCACCAAACAUCACUUGACCUCCGGUCAAUCAGAUCGCCAAAUGACCAAGCUGCACAAGAGUUACUGGCUGCUUAAUAACAUGGGAAACGUUCUCGCCCCGGCCGUCACCCUUUUAUACUGGACAACUGUCUACAAUUCCAAAAUGCACAGGCUGGACUUUGUGAAUGCGCACAACCACAUCAUGAACUCGGUGGUGGUGGCGGCCGACCUGGCGUUGGCCGCGCACCCCGUUCGGCUGCUGCACGUGUACCAGCCGGUGCUGUUCGCGAUGGGCUACGGCACCUUUUCGGCCGUGUACUUCCUGUUCGGCGGCACCAAUCGCGACCACAACUCGAAAAUCUACCCGCUGCUCAACUGGCAGAAGCCCGGCCUGGCCGUCGCGGCCGUCGUGGCCGCCUGCCUGCUGCUCGUCGUCCUACACGCGCUCGUCUGGCUCUUCUACUUGCUGAGGAGGAAAAUCGCGUUGUUCCUCGUGGCGUCGCCCAGCGGCGGACAAUACGCCGUCCAACCCACUCAAGACGUCCCGCCCUCUGUUCGCGAACAGAUUCAGCUCUGCUAAUUGCCGUGCGACCCCGACCUCUUGUUGAAAUUUGAGGAGUGAUCAAGGUUUUGCAUUCAUUAAGUUCAUUUAGGGCGGGGAAAAAAUGGACAAUUUUUUUAACGUUUUGUUUCAUUUUUGAAACUAUUAUUCUUUUAUAUAGACAUGCUUUGAUUAAAAAGAAUGAUUUCUUGAUGAAGAUGAGCUCAAUUUAAGUUUAACAUAAAUUUUAAUCACGACUUGUUAUAAAGCCUGAGGAGUUGAAAUUUAUUUUCCAUAAAAAUUGCAUCUUUAUAAAAAUUAAAAAAGCGUGAGGGGAAAUUUUAUACAUUAAGAAAAUUAUAUUUUUCAUAAUACUUGGCUCAAAAUAUGGAAAAGAUUUUAAACUUGAACUAAUAAAUAAUUGGCUUUAUGCAACACAAAACUAUCAAAAAUUGCUAAAAUUAAAUAAUAAUAUUAAUCUCUAUUAUCCUGACUUAUAUGAUAAUGAAUGAUAAUCUUGGUUAUUCCACCUCCUUCAAAUCUUUUAUGCAAGUCGAAAGGUUGAUAGACGUUUUUUCCCAGCCCUAAAGUUUGGAAUCAUUAAUAUAAUAUUUAAUUAAUUUUUCGGUCAAAGGGGGACCAAUAAUUUUUUUGCACCCAUUUGGAACUUUCAAAUUUAUAAGAAAAAGCAGAAAUUUUUCCACCCAUUUUUUCUAAAAAUGAAAAUAAGUCGCAUGUUCCUGAAAGUCUCAAUAUUUUUUUCCAUUCCAUGAACAAAAAAAAAAUAUUUCUAGAUCAACUCGAAAAUAAAACAAUUAGGUCAACACAAUUUUUAGGGAAUAAUUGUAGUGUAAACUUGCAGUCAAUUGCAUUGUAACUCUUUUUGUAUCUCAACCUGUUCCAUGCUCAUUAUAUUGAUUUAAUUUUUAUGAGGACCAACGCAAAAUUUGUUUUUAAGUUCUAUUAAAAAUGACGAUUUUCUUGCUCCACUUCAACUCAAUAUUUAACUGAUGGUUUUCGCAAAAAGGUAAUUAUCUAAUUUUAUACACGAUCUAAACAAUACUGAGAGUUGAUCUCUCUUAACCCAUACCAACAUUUAAAAAUGAUGUGUGUUUGUGAAUAUUUCCUACUUGACCAAAGAUGAAUUUGUGUAUUGUAUGUUUAACAGGGCUUAGCUGUGAUUGUAAAGGACGCAGGACACCUUACUUAAAAUUGUAAGAAAGGAAAUCAUUGACUUUGGAAUGCCGGGAAAGCAAUUGUGUGCUAUUUAUUAAAUUAUAUUGUAAUUUAUUGAUAUAUAUCUAUUGUGUUUGUAAUGUAAGUAGAAGCAAACUAGUCCUGGAUGACACAAUUUGUAGCGUGUUUUAGGUUUGGAAGCAUUUAAAACCCACAGCUCUCUCUAUGAACAAGAAAACUUGUAAUUAAAAUAUGAAAAAACAAAAAUACUGGUCUUUUCUUCUUCGAUACAUAAUAUGUACAUAAUUCAUAAAGAAAACUGUAUUAGUUCACCUUUUAAUAAUUUUUGAAGCAAAGGAUUUUAGUGAUUUAAAUAAAAAAAAAUCCAUCUUUUCUUUCUUUUAAAAGAGACACACAUUACAAUUCAUCUGUUGACGCACUUCGUUACUUUAAUAUAGAUACUUCAUUUAAAAGCGGCAAUUGGCAUGUUUAUUUUUAAAGGCGUACAAAUGUCAUGCAGCCACAAUGUUUCAACAGCUUCUAG
Messenger RNA from Neocloeon triangulifer, 2639 nucleotides. Its product is annotated as protein rolling stone-like. The record is from RefSeq and is a predicted model, not a curated record. Lineage: Eukaryota; Metazoa; Arthropoda; Insecta; Ephemeroptera; Baetidae. The transcript is spliced from 5 exons. Gene Ontology annotation, cellular component: membrane. The coding region runs from base 77 to 958 and encodes 293 amino acids.